GAGCGGGGUAAGUUGAGCCGUAUCCCUACUACCCCCCCACUCUCCACCCCAGCCCUCCCUCACCUUCUCUCUCCCUAAAUAACAGUCACUUCUUCACAUUCAUGUGUAUUUUUAUCUACUAUACACUAUUCAACUGGUACAAUAAUUAUCUUUAUUAUUAUUGCAAAUAACUGCUUAAAUCUGUUCUGUAAAAAAGUCAUUUUAACAUGAGAAUGUCUUUAAGUGAUUCCGAACAUUCACAGCUGCAUUUUUGAAAAGAAAAAGUAAAAACAUUAACAAUCUGAACUGAAACUCUGAUCCUCUCAUCAGACUCCUUUACUUUUUCAGUUGAGUCAAAUGAUUUAACUUACCCCAGAACUACUAUUAUGACUUUAUUCAUCCUCUAAGCUAAAAUGGUGGACUUUUAUGUUAGGUUUUUGACAUUUGUAGCCCAUAGAUACCACAACUGAUGUAUAAAACAAAUUUAAAAUGAUCUUUUUUGGUAUAAACACAAUUCUAAUAAAACUUAUAACAGACUAAAUUCACUUUUUCGAUUUUUUUUUUUUUUAAAUAAAUGUCUAACCUCUUCACCCAUGUGCUUCUUACCUUCACAGACUCCAUGAAUUGAUGCCCAUCUUCUUAAUAUUUGGUCACAUGAUCAAUUUCUUUUACCAUUUCCAAACAACAGGGAGCGACUUAAACUUACCCUUUGGCUCAACUUACCCCACUCUCCCUGAUAUGCAUUUCAACACAGAAACAACCAAACAGCUCAUAUAUUUCUUCGUGGUGUCUGUAACAUUGACAGUACUUAACUUUCUUUGCUAUUUAUUGUCUUAAAAGCUCAUUUUGUCGGUACUUUAUGUUGUUAAAUUCAGGAGCACUGAGGCCUUCAGGAUGCCAUUUUCAUCUCUCGACCAUCCUCUUUGAAAUCUAGCCAUCGGGCAUCCACUACUCUAGUCUGUCAGUCCACACCACGCAUGCGCAGUCACAGCUCGGCUCCAAAAAUGCCGAUGUGGCUUCUUUGACAUGAAAUUUUAACUUUCCCCUCGGGUUUAAGAGCAAACUCUCACCAUGAAACUUUUCAUCCUGGCUUUAAUUUUUCUCUGCGAGUUUGUCAGAGGACAGAACGACGAGAGGCUGCCGAAUAAAUGCGAAGGUAGGACGAAGACGGAGCAGAAGCUAGUUUAAGGAAUCUGAUUGGUUAGAAACAGCUGUACGGCGUUUGUUUACAUGCAUCUUAGACCUCGAGCUUCUGCUUUAGCUCUCUGAUAUUUAUAUUUAAACGCAGAGAUAUGGUUUUUUUAUGAGUUUUUACCUUUUUUUCAGUGUGUAAGUUCUUGACGGUGGAGCUGCAGGAUGCUCUGGAGAAAACAGGUCGAUCCAAAGAAGUGUUGGAGGUGGGAGAAGUGCUGGAUACAGGCAAGAGAAGAAGAAAGAUCAAGUAUAACACCUCGUAAGUGCAUUCUGGGAAAUCGAUAUGAAGCAGAAGAUGAACUAGUGAUGGGCACGGCAGUUGUUUUAGAUGUACUGAAUCACUAGAAUCGGUUCACUGAAAAGAUUCGUUCAAAAGUUUAGUUCACCAAAUCACUGAAUCAUGUAGCGCUUGGCGGGAGAAGCCUUCGACUCCGACCUACUGAACUGAUACACAGCUGAAUGUUUCAGGAUUAGUUUGGUAGUUUUGUCUGAUAAAAAUGAUCCCAGAGAGUGUAGUUCAAUGUAUGAUUCGUUUACCAAGUGAUUCAGGUGUCGGUUCACGCGGUCCCUUGUUCGCCAGCUGCUCAACUGGCAAUGCUGUUUCUCACUUCAGUUCAACUGAAGUAAGAAACGAGCGAAUCACCCGAGGAAGUGAUUCGCUUCAAUACGUUCACUUAAAAGAUUCGGUUCUUUUGAAUGAAUCGUUCAUGAAUGACAACACUAAGCUGAAUCAAAAUAAACAAAAACUCCCCCAAGUAAUCUGAUCAGCUGUUUUGAUGAGGUAAGUUUUCUUUUACUGCAAAGAAAGUGAUGAUAAUGCAUCUGUAUUGUGUUUGCAGAGAAACUCGGCUGACAGAGGCGAUCGAUAAUAUAUGUGAAGGCAUCCUGCAGUAUAAUGUUCAUGCAGAGAGGCCUGGAAGUCUCAGAUAUGCCAAGGUAAAGCUCACCUGCCUGUAUUCUCAUGAAUAGGUGUGUGAAGGUUUACUAUUCCUCACGGGAAAAACAAACGUGAUCUAAUCGCUCAAAGGGGCGCCUUCAGAACUCCAAAAAUCCGUGCUCAACCCUUGAAAAUUUCCUCCUGUAAGUCAUCUGUAAAUAUUGUCACAGGGAACCAGUCAGACCAUGUCGACUCUGAAGAAUCUGGUCCACAAAGGGGUCAAAGUGGACUUGGGUCUGCCGUAUGAGCUGUGGGAUGAACCUUCUGUGGAGGUUACAGACAUGAAAAAGCAGGUAGGAGGGUGUUUGUAUGCCAGUUUAUCAUGUUUCAAACAAUCACAAGAGUAGUUUGAAUUUAUAAAGUUGUAUGUAAAUCAAUUUAUAAAACUUGGUGAGUGUAUCUAUGUGUGUACUCUUCAGUGUGAGACGAUGCUGGAGGAGUACGAGGAGGUCGUGGAGGACUGGUACUUCCAUCAUCAGGACCAGAGGCUGGAGAACUUCCUCUGUCAAGAUCAUGUCCUCAAGGCCUCAGAGCAAGGUAGAUUAACCAGUUCACUUAAGAGUGGAACUGGAAAGUGCUUUUCCACCAAAAGCACCAACAACAACAUUUCUUGAAGGGGUGUCUAACUUGGUGUUACAGUGUGUUUGACCCUAACUUAAUUUAACGCCAGAAUAUCCCUUUAAGUUUCUCUGUGAUAUUAUUUACCCAGGGCAACAAUGUAAAGUAAGAUUUAAAAAACAGUUGUAUGAAGUCUAAACUGCACUACUUUUCCUCCUCUGUCCACCAGAAUGUAUGAAUGAGUUGUUGAAAGGAGACGUGGGAAACAAAGAAGCUGCCAAAGAGGAAGCAAAAGAGGAAGAGGGGAAGAAGACACAUGAUGGUGGAGAACUUUAAGGAAAACCAUUUUCAAGAACAGACAAUCAGAAGACAAUCCAGUGACCUCGGUUUCAGCUUUUAGCUGGACGUGACACUUUUUCGCUGUCACUAACAAAUAAUGGAUCAGAGUUUACAUCAGGAGUUUGAAUGUUUUUAACUUCUCCUGUUAUUUUGUAUUAAAGUCCUCUGUGGCACUUUUUUUAAACACUAUUUGGAUUGUGGCUCAGAGUCUUUACAGUUCAUAUCUGAGGCCUUUUCCAACAGCUGUUAUACCUUUCAGCAUUAUAUGGUACAUAUCAGUAUUUUUACCCAACACUUCUCCUCAAAAUGCAAUAUGUACAUUUUUUCCAUUGUGAAUAAAACACCUUUUGUACUAAU
Xyrichtys novacula (pearly razorfish) is the source of this 3364-nucleotide messenger RNA. Lineage: Eukaryota; Metazoa; Chordata; Actinopteri; Labriformes; Labridae. The record is from the annotation of a GenBank genome assembly.